AGGAGAAGGAGGAGAAGGAGCCUCCUCCCGUUGGGCUCCGUCAAGCUGUGGAGGGCGCAGCCAAAAUGAACAGCAGAGUGACUUUCUUCGAGGUGGAAAUCCUGGACUACAAGACAAAGAAACAGCUCUGCUUCUUGGAUAAGGUCGAACCUCAUGCCUCAAUUAAUGAUAUUAGAUUGAUGUUCCACAAAUUUUAUCCCCAGUGGUAUCCAGCAAGACAAUCGAUCAGACUCGACCCCAAAGGAAAAUCCCUGCGGAAUGAGGAGAUCUUGCAAAAGCUUCCUGUUGGCACAACGGCUACUCUCUAUUUUAAAGAUUUGGGGCCACAGAUAGGUUGGACAAUGGUGUUUUUGAUAGAGUACACUGGUCCACUCUUCGUCUAUCUCCUAUUUUACCUCCGGAUGCCUUUUGUCUACAGCCUGGACAAGAAGCUCAUGUCGCAAUCCCACACCGUUGUGAACCUGGCAUGUGUCUGCCAUUCCUUCCACUACAUCAAAAGGUUGAUUGAAACAAUAUUUGUUCAUCGAUUCUCCCAUGGGACUAUGCCACUGAGGAGUAUUGUGAAGAACUGCUUCUAUUACUGGGGAUUUGCUGCUUGGCUUGCUUAUUACAUCAAUCAUCCUCUUUACACGCCUCCUUCCUAUGGACAAAAGCAGAUCAAUUUUUCUCUGAUCAUGUUUCUUUUGUGUGAAGCUGGGAAUUUCUCCAUUCAUGUGGAGCUCAAUAACUUAAGCGGCAAUGGAUCGAAGGCUCGCCUGAUCCCAUAUCCAAACAAGAACCCAUUCACCUGGCUCUUUUUCUUUGUCUCUUGCCCUAACUAUACCUACGAGGUAGGGACGUGGAUCAGUUUCACCAUCAUGACGCAGUGCGUGCCAGUGGGAUUAUUCACCCUGAUUGGUUUCAUUCAGAUGACCAUCUGGGCCAAGGACAAGCACAGCACCUACAUCAGAGAGUUCAAGGAUUACCCAAGCUUCAGGACGCCAAUCAUCCCUUUCUUGCUGUAGGAAGCAAGCAAUGGGAGGGCACUUCAGCGGACCUACAGGAAGGAGAUCAGACGGGCUCUGAUCGUCUCGGUUUUCUCGAAAGGCGGUGAUCUCCUU
Messenger RNA from Tachyglossus aculeatus (Australian echidna), 1100 nucleotides. Its product is annotated as very-long-chain enoyl-CoA reductase-like. The coding region runs from base 66 to 1004 and encodes 312 amino acids. NCBI's taxonomy places the organism in Eukaryota, Metazoa, Chordata, Mammalia, Monotremata, Tachyglossidae. The transcript has 13 exons. The record is from RefSeq and is a predicted model, not a curated record. Gene Ontology annotation, molecular function: oxidoreductase activity, acting on the CH-CH group of donors. Gene Ontology annotation, biological process: very long-chain fatty acid biosynthetic process.